Molecule: messenger RNA, 252 nt
Organism: Haemonchus placei
Lineage: Eukaryota; Metazoa; Nematoda; Chromadorea; Rhabditida; Trichostrongylidae
Source: the annotation of a GenBank genome assembly
GCAGUGGCAAAGUUCAACGAAGGAUUAGCAUUUGAAGAAGAUAGUCAUACAAAUAUCAAGAUCGGUAGCGCUCUGCCACAGCCAAGUCCGAAUGGAACAAAAGACACCAGAAAAUCGAGCAAGUGCGUUCUGUUUGCCAUGAAGCUUGUAUGCAAUCUGAUCAAGAAAAGAGCGGAUCCCAAGGAUGGCGACCAACAUAAGAUCGACCUCGGUGGCGACGCUCAGUCCCUUUGGUAUAGCGGAAGCGUCUAA